AUGCCGAGGAGUGUUUCUGUGAGACCACCAGCUAAGACCGAUUUCGGUCGGGAGGUCGCCAGGAGCUGCAGCCGACGCUUACUAAGAACCCUCAUCAACGAAUGUCACAUUCGCCUGGGAAAGUACGGCAGAGAAAUCGAAAGGGAGAAAGCAGCAUGUGCAUCACACCUGGAGGAUCAAACACUACGAAACCUGGAGAGCUGGAUCUCGAUAAAGGUGAACGUAGAGCGAGGGAAGAAGAGGGUCCAACUCCUGAACAAGAUGCGUACCCUACAGCAGGCAGAUGCAGUUAUGUCAGAACCACCGUCCGUCCACAACCUCUCAUCCAAACAGCUGACAGACGACCAGAUUAAAGUGCUUCAGCACGAAUCUGGAUACAACACAGGUGACGCGCAGCCACUGGAUUUUAUUGCGGCAUUGGAAGCGACACUCGCAAAGACAGAUACCACAGAAGACUCCAAGAACUCCAUUCGCCAGCGAGUGUCGUCGCUCAUCAUAUCCCACAAGCCACGUCGGACCAUCUCCUCGGCCGAAUUAAAGGCCAUUAGGGAAUUAAAGAUGGACGAAGAAAUAGUCUUUGUUCCAGCGGACAAAGGACGGGCAACCGUGAUCUUGGACAGAUCAGAGUACGUCGCAAAAGCCCAGGAACUACUAGACGACAACCCGUCAUACAGAGUAGUCGACUCUGACCCCAUAAAAACACUGGUAGGCAAAAUUAACAAGGGCUUAAAUCAGAUGAGGAGCCAAAAGGCGAUAUCUGAAAACGAUUGGAGACAAAUGAGACCGCAAGAUGCCGCUCCAGCGCGUUUCUAUGGUUUGCCAAAAAUCCACAAGCCAAAUGUCCCCCUACGACCCAUCGUAGCGCUGAAAGGCACACCUACCUACGGACUGGCUAAAUGGCUUACCAAGCACUUAAAGAAGCUGACGGAAGGAUCCGAACACACAGCCGCCUCCUCAACGCACUUCCUAGAAAAAGUCCGAGGCGUGAAAAUAGCCCCCGAUGAGAUCAUGGUAUCCUUUGACGUCGUCUCUUUGUUCACCUCCAUCCCUAAGGAUUUGGCCAUGAGAGUCAUCAGUGAGCUACUGGAACGAAAGUACGACGAUGAAGAAAAACCGUUUAAAAGGAAGCACGCGAUGGAAUUACUGGACUACUGCUUAUGCACGUAUUUCACUUUUAACGGCCAUACUUAUGAGCAAAUCCAGGGAACCCCGAUGGGAUCCCCGAUCUCCGGCUACCUGGCUGAGGCGGUACUACAGGAACUGGAAACUCGUGUAUUUCGGUCCUACAAGCCAAAAUUCUGGAUGCGCUAUGUGGACGAUACCUUUGUCGUCCUACACCGAGAUGCGAAGGAGGCCUUCAGAGGAGAAUUAAACUCCAUCUUCCCACAAAUCCAAUUCACAAUGGAGGAAGAAAAGGACGGAACGCUCUCUUUCCUCGACGUGCGGGUAACGAGGCAGGAAGAUGGAACCCUCCAGACCGGUGUUUUCCGAAAAGCUACAAACACAGAGAAAAUACUCCACUACGACAGCAACCAUCCGCUGUCGCAUAAACGCAGUUGCGUCCGGACACUUUUCCGCCGCAUCAACACGCACUGCAGCACAGAGGCCGAGAAGCUACAAGAGCGUGCGUCCUGUGGCACCUCUUCCUUGUCAAUGGAUACCCACGUAGCUUCGUAA
Molecule: messenger RNA, 1677 nt
Organism: Spirometra erinaceieuropaei
Lineage: Eukaryota; Metazoa; Platyhelminthes; Cestoda; Diphyllobothriidea; Diphyllobothriidae
Source: the annotation of a GenBank genome assembly